Trypanosoma rangeli is the source of this 1890-nucleotide messenger RNA. RefSeq names its product U3 small nucleolar RNA-associated protein 7. Bases 1 to 1890 code for a protein of 629 amino acids. NCBI's taxonomy places the organism in Eukaryota, Euglenozoa, Kinetoplastea, Trypanosomatida, Trypanosomatidae. The transcript has a single exon. Gene Ontology annotation, biological process: maturation of SSU-rRNA from tricistronic rRNA transcript (SSU-rRNA, 5.8S rRNA, LSU-rRNA). Gene Ontology annotation, cellular component: small-subunit processome; nucleolus; 90S preribosome. The record is from RefSeq and is a predicted model, not a curated record. Gene Ontology annotation, molecular function: protein binding.
AUGACUGCGGGCGCCGCGGUAUCGCGGGAGACGAAGGAGAUUGUGCGGCGUCGCAGGGCGGAGUUGCAUGCGGAGAAGAUAGACGAGGAGAGGCAGCAGCUGCGCGGACGCUGGGUCACGGACAGCAACGCGCUUCAGAAUGCUGAGGCUCGCAGGCAGGAAAAACUGCAGCGGCGUGCCCCAAGGCGUGCCGCGCGCGCCAAUUUGUUCACAAAGCUGGAGAAAACAGACACAGGCCUGCUGCUGGAGGAGCGCGAAGUCGCGGACCGCGUCACGCAGGACGAUAUUGUUGCCGCUGUGGACCUCCAAACGCAACAGAAGAAGUAUGAGUUGCUGUUGGAUAAGCUGGGCCCGUACAAGGUAGACUUCACCCUGAACGGUACACAUCUUCUGCUUGCAGGUCUGCGGGGGCACGUGGCAAACAUUCGUUGGAAGGAUUUUGCACUAAACGGCGAGGUACAACUGAAGGACCGGAUCGACGACGCCAAAUUUCUAGUGGAUCACACCAUGACGGCGUUGGCGCAGAAGAAGUACGUCUACAUGUACACCAAGGAGGGCGCAGAGAUGCAUGUUCUCUCUCAAAUGGCAAACAUGGAUCGACUGGCGUAUCUGCCGAGGCACUUGCUUCUCUGUGCUGCCUCUACCCGUUUCAGCGUGAUGCAAUACAUGGACAUCAGCACGGGGCAGGAGCUGGGUGCAAAGGUUCCCUCGGUGGUGCGAGACCCCGUCUCCUGCAUGGAUGUCAAUCCCAGCAAUGGGGUGGUAGCGAGCUGUGACCUGCGUGGUGUGGUGAAGUUUUGGUCCCCAGCCGUGGUGGACCCGCUUGUGCAACUGAAAGGUCAUAAGGGUGUCAUUGAUGAUAUUCGAUUUCAUCCAAACGGCCGUUUUUUUGUGACGCUGGGCGGGGAUCAUAAAUUUAAGGUGUGGGACUGCCGUACACUGAGGGCGCUGGAGGAGUACGCCGUGACGUACACCUUCAACACCGUCGAUGUCUCUAGUUCUGGCCUUGUUGCCAUGGGGGGUGGAACAAACGUGCAGUUGUGGAAGGGCAUCUUCUCCAGCGCCAAGCCCAACGCGCCGUACAUGAAGUUUGGCCUUGGUUACGGCAAUAUUGCCCAGCAAUUACGAUUUUGCCCCUUUGAGGAUGUCUUGGGCAUCGGCCACUCCCGCGGAUUUCAGUCGAUGCUGAUCCCUGGCGCCGGGGACGCGAACCCCGACUUCUUCUACGCCAACCCACACGAGACGGAGCGGCACAGAAAGGAACGCGUCGUGUCGACGCUGUUGGACAAACUGCCGCCCGACACCAUUUCCCUCGAUAUUCAGGUCCCUGGUGUCAACGAGGCGCGGCUUGCAGAGUAUAACGAAAACAUCCGCCUCAAUCGCAAGGCGCGGGCGAUUCGAGAAAAGAAGCAGCGUCGGGCGGACAAGUCUCUUGCGGACGCCGCCCCGACAGGGCUGCAAGUGGGCGACGAGGAGGAGGUGGAUGAGGACCUUGGCUACAAGGAGCGUCCCGCCACGCGGGAGCUCAAGACCAGGAAGGAGAAGCUGAAGGAGCGGAAGAUGCAGAAGUGGGACAAGAAGGACAGCUCAGACAAGGUGCGUUCAAAGCAAACUAUGCGCACCUCCAGGAUUGCGCAGCAGCGGCGAGCAAAACUCCAGCGCGCCAGUCGUCGUGGCAAGGACGAGGAGGAGGACGGCGAGGAGGAGGGUGAGCUGAAACGGGCGCAGAGCCAACUCAAGAAGCGUCGGCGCGAGGAGGCCGAGUUUGCCGAUGACGUCCGUGCGCUGCGGAUUCAGAGGCAAAACUCCAAUGCAGAGGGGCAGGAUAUCGCCACGGGGUCGUCGUCUUUGAAAGUGAGGCAGAAUGCGGCUCUGCGGCGGUUAAUCUAG